This is a messenger RNA of Chaetura pelagica (chimney swift), 368 nucleotides long. Its product is annotated as DNA-binding death effector domain-containing protein 2-like. The annotation marks the transcript as partial. Gene Ontology annotation, cellular component: nucleolus. The record is from RefSeq and is a predicted model, not a curated record. Gene Ontology annotation, biological process: extrinsic apoptotic signaling pathway via death domain receptors; apoptotic process. Lineage: Eukaryota; Metazoa; Chordata; Aves; Apodiformes; Apodidae. The transcript has a single exon. Gene Ontology annotation, molecular function: DNA binding.
ACAUCCGCCUGCGCGUCCGGGCCGAGUUCACGGAGCACGAAUCCGCCCUUCGCCGGGGGGUGAUGUCGACGCGACCCCGCGGGCCGGGCCGCCAGCUGGACGUGUUUGGUCAGGCCAGUGGGGUCCUGAAGGCCCGAGAUUUGGGUUCCAUCUUGUGUGACAUCAAGUUCUCGGAGCUUUCUUACCUGGAUGCUUUUUGGGGGGACUAUCUGAACGGGUCCCUCCUGGAGGCCCUGAAAGGGGUGUUCCUGACCGAGGGGCUGCGCCGCGCCGUGGGUCGCGAGGACGUGAGGCUGUUGGUGAGCGUGGACCAGGAUGAUUAUGAAGCUGGGAGGAAACUGUUGUUGAGGGGGAGUCGGGAAGGUUGA